UGGGCAGCUGGCCAGCAGUCGCCGUCAUUUCCCUCGUGGCGCGCCGUUCGUAUCGGCCAAUAGCGACGCCGGAAGAGCACGUCCUAUUGAAAUAGAGGAAUCACUUAGCCAAUCAGAUUUCUCUGCCGCGACUACCGCUGUCAGAGUAGCCAAUCGUGUGUCGGGAAACACAGCUCGGGGCUCAACAGCUUGUUGUUCGCUUCGCAGCCCGAGCGAGAGGGGAAGCAACCGCGGCCGAGAAUAGAGCUGAAGUGUUCCGCCCUGGACUCCCUCAAAUAGCCGGAGCGAUGAAGGCAGCAGACGAGCCUGCCUACCUGACUGUGGGGACGGAUGUCAGCGCCAAGUACAGAGGAGCUUUCUGUGAGGCCAAGAUCAAAACGGUGAAACGGAUGGUGAAGGUGAAGGUGACUCUGAAAGGUGAAAGUACGUCUCAGGUGGUUCAGGACGACCAGAUCAAAGGACCUCUGAGGGUGGGUUCCACGGUGGAGGUGAAGACCAGCGAGGGUUUAUGCAGUGAAGCCGUCAUCAGUAAACUGACCGACGCCAGCCUCUACACUGUGGUGUUUGACGACGGAGACGAGAAAACUCUGCGCCGGACGUCUCUGUGUCUGAAGGGAGAGAGACACUUUGCAGAGAGUGAGACCCUGGAUCAGCUGCCGCUCACCAACCCGGAGCAUUUUGGGACGCCGGUCAUCGGAAAGAAGACGAACCGAGGAGGACGGCGUUCUUCUCAGGCUGUGGCCGACGAGGAGAACGAGUCUUCGUCCAGCGAGGACGAGGAGGACGACCGGAGGAGGCUGAACGACGAGCUGCUGGGAGCCGUGUGCAGCAUCGAGAACGUGGAGGAGUCCAGCAGCUGGUUCCUGGCUCUGGUGGUGUCUCCCAGCUGUAACGAUGAGCUGGUGGUGAAGAAGGACCAGUGUCUGGUCCGGUCGUUCAGCGACGGAAAGUUCUACACGGUGGCGAGGAGACACGUCCACACCGUCAACUCCCUCAGCAUCUCCAAGUCCGAGUUCUCCAACAGGAGAGGUCUGGAAGCGGCCCAGAUGUUCCUGAGGAGCAGGGAGGUUUCAGACGUCUGGAAGAUGGACAUGAGUCAGAUCCUGGACUCGUCCUCCAGCGAAGACGAGGACGACGAAGAGGAGAAGGAGAGUGAGGAGGAGGAGGAGGACGACGACGAGGAGAAGAAGAAGAAGAAGCACAUAAAGGAGGAGCCGGAGGAGGAGUUGGACCCCGAGGAGAGAGACCACUUCCUGCAGCAGCUCUACAAGUUCAUGGAGGACAGAGGGACUCCCAUCAACAAACCUCCAGUUCUGGGCUACAAAGAUCUGAACCUGUUCAAGCUGUUUCGGCUGGUCUAUCAGCUGGGCGGCUGCCACAAGAUUGAGUCCGGCACCGUGUGGAAGCAGGUCUACAUGGACCUGGGGAUCCCCGUCCUCAACUCUGCUGCGUCCUACAACGUCAAGACGGCCUACAAAAAGUAUCUGUACGGCUUCGAGGAGUACUGCCGCUCCGCCUCCAUCACCUUCAGAACCAUCCAUCACAACAACCCCCGCCCUCCUGCCCCACCAGCCAAUCAGAAGCCGGCGGCGGUGGAGCCUAAAGAGCCUCUCACGCCACAGGUGAAGGUGGAGCCUGUGGACGAACAGAAGGAGGAGACGGAGUCGGACAGCGAGAGCGAGGAGGAGAAAGUGAAGGAGAUGCAGUCGUCCCCGAGGGGGAGGAGGAGGUGCGUCGGGAGUCGGGUGAAGCUGGAGAGAGAAGCUCCGUCCAGACCGGAGAAACGAGGAGAGAACAUGGAGGAGCAGCAGAGGGAGGUGAGGAGACGCAGCAGCAGGAGGAUGGACGACUCCGAGAAGGGCUCCGACGAAGACGACGAGGACGAGGAGGACGAAGACGAGGAGUUUAAAAUGAGUGAGGAUGAGGAGGACGGAGACUCGGUGACGGGGACGAAGGUUCGGGUGAAGUACGGCCGAGGAAAGACUCAGAAGAUCUACGAGGCUCACAUCAAGAAGACGGACGUGGACAACGGAGAACAGUUCUACCUGGUUCACUACUACGGCUGGAACGUCAGGUACGAUGAGUGGGUGAAGGCCGACCGCAUCAUCUGGCCGGUGGAGAAAGGAAGCAAGAAGAGGCAGAAGAAGAAGGUGAAGAACAAAGACAAGGACGAGCCGGAGAAGGACGAAGACAAACCGACGGCGGCGCCUCCGAAGCCGACGGGAGCGAAGCGAGGACGUCCUCCCAUCAGAACCACGCCGAGCAGCGCCGCCGGACGCAGCGUCUCCACAACGCCCAGCAGUGAAGGACGGUCCAACGGAAAGAACAGGAUGGAGACGACGUCCAGCAUGGCCAACGGAGACAAUACUCCUCGCAGGAGAACCAGGAGAACGUCCGGCAUGUACGACUCGGACCGAGCAUCCAACGAGGAUUCUGGAAACUCAUCAGACGACAGCGAAUCGGAAGAUCCGCCUGACAAAAAGCCGUGGCGAUCGAGGGCUGAAGCCCCGUCCUGUCCGGCAGAGGAGGAGGAGCCAGAGGAGGAAGAAGAGGAGGAGGAGGAGGAAGAAGAGGACGAGCGGAGUGAGGUCACUGAUGUCACAGCUUCUCCGAGUAACGCAGUAACCACGGCAACAACAGCACAACCACCAGCUGCUGCAGCUCCACCACCCAGCAUCCCUCAGGAGAAAGUCCUGAGCCAACUGGAGGAGGAGGAGAAGGAGGUGGAGCCUGAAGGAGACGCCGCCGUGUCGCCGCCUCACCUGGAGAAUAAAAUGUCUCCGGUUGCCAAGGCAACACCGGUCCAAGACAAAAUGUCUCUGGUUACCAAGACGACGCAGAUCCAGGACAAAAGCAAGAUGUCUCCUAAACAGGAAGUGAUCGCUGAGGCUUCUCCCAGCAGGACGCCGCCGCCACCUGACACCAUCAGCAUAACUCCUGAGAGACCGCCGCCGGUCGCCGAGGAGGACGACCGCUCCCCCACCCUGUCCUCCCCCAGGGUCAAAGGUCGCCGGGCAAACCUCAGGGAGGGCAGCGCCGAGACUCCUCCAAGAAUCCCUGUCUGCAGCCCCGCCUCCAGCCCCUCCCAGACCACCGCGCUGUCAUCGCCUCCUCGCAGCGUCCUGAAGAGGCAGGACGAGCCAAUGGUGGUUCUGCACUGCCUCCCCUCACAGCGCCUCCCCACCGAGUCUCCCUCCGCCGCCAAUGACUCUGACACCGACUCGGCCACCGAGGAGGAGGAUGUGGAGGACGACGGUGAGGAGAGGAACGCCGCCAUCAAACGAAAGGCGGCGGAGCAGAGAGCCGCUGAGAAGAAGCCCCGCUCAGACAGGAAGCAGGAAGACGCCGCCUCCCCCAAAACCCCCGCUGCCACUCCCAAGAUGGCUGCCGGAGCGUCUCCAAAAACCUUCCCCUCACCGCUGCUCUCUGAGAGGCGGAGCGAGGCGGUGGCGAAGGCAGAGGAUUGGCCUCGCCCCGCAGAGGAGCCGUCAGAGGAGCGUCUGGUGGGUGGAGUAACAAAGGAGCCUGAGGUGCAUGCUGGGACGCCUCCCCCUGCCCCCGAGGCCCCGGGCCCUGCCCUCGCCGAGGAGCUGGAGCCGCCGAUGGGCCCCGAGGCGUUGGUCUGCCACGAGGUCGACCUGGACGACCCCGACGAGAAGGAGAAGCCCGUCUCCUCGGAGCACCUCCUCCUGAUGAUGCGAGAGCAGCAGGCUCCGCCCCCAAUGCCUCACCUCCUCCACACCACCCUCCCCUCCCCCCACCUCCCCCAGCCUCGGGUCCGCACCUUCUUCCCCGCCGCCACACCGAGCUCCGCCACCUGCCCCGAGGAGCUCCACCCGGCCAAGAGCGGCGGCGAGGAGGAGCGAGGAGCAGCGAGGACGGAGCCUGAGGGUGACUCCAGCCCCGGGUUCGACGCCUCCUCGUCCUCCACCUCCCUGCUGUCGCUGCAGGACAGCAAAGAUCGAGGUCAGAAGAGGGUGACGGACUGUAACUCCAGUCCAUCAGCCAAGAAACAGAAACGCAACCAAAAACGACUGAGCACACCUGGGAAGGUGGAGAAGAACGGAGCAGGUCACAGCAGCGACAGUGAGGAUCAGUCUCGUCUGUCUCUCAAGUCUCAGAAGUCUCGUUGUCCUGGACUUUCAUCUCCGUCAUCUCACAGUAAAGACAAGCAGAGUUUCCCGUCUCCUCAGAGGACCUACAAGUGGACCUUCCAGCUCGACGAGCUGGACAGCAUGUCGAGCACAGAGAGGAUCUCCUUCCUGCAGGAGAAGCUGCAGGAGAUCAGGAAGUACUACAUGACGCUGAAGUCAGAGGUCGCCUCCAUCGACCGACGUAGGAAGAGACUAAAGAAGAAGGAGAGGGAAGUGUCCAACACGACGGCGUCCACGUCUUCGGGCUCCUCGGACACCGGCAUGAGUCCGUCCUCGGCGUCGCCCACUCAGAACACGGUUGCCGUGGAGUGCAGGUGAUGACACGCCCACAUGGACUCUGCCUACCUCCUGUUUGGCCCCUCCCCUUUCCCCGCCACAGACUCUGCCCCCCUCUCUGCUCUGAGGGCAUGAUGGGUAAAUGAACGUAAACAAACUUUGUAGCCGCGAGCUUCAACCGUCACAGUGGCUGAUGGGAAAACGCUGCAAGGGGGGAGGGGGAGGAGCUGACCGAAGCCCCGCCCCCUCACUGACAGACUGACUUCCUGUUUGACGAGAGAAAAACGCCGUCUGUUCAGCCGCCGCAGCUCUUCUUCCUCUUUUGUUCCUUCUUCUUCCUCCGAAGCGCCUCGUUUCAAAAUAUAAGUCUCGGAGUCACCCGAGACUUUUAUUUAGAAUUUUUUUUUUAAUCUCUACUUUAAUUUUUUUAAAUCUCUAAUUUCAAAAUAAAAGUCUUGGGUGGGCAAUUAGAGGUCAGCGGUGACCCUUAACCCCUCCCACCCAAGACUUUUAUUUUGAACUUUUUAAAAAAAUCUCUACUUCUGUUAAUCCUUUAAUCUGUAAUUUCAAAAUAAAAGUCAUGGGUGAGGGGCUUAGCGGUCACCACAAACCCCUAACUUCCAACUCGAAAGUUUUAUUUAAUUUUUUUUGUACUGCUGACCCCUAACCCCUCACCUUUUAUUUUGAAAUUAAAGAUCAAAAAAUUUAGUAGAUUAAAAAAAAUUCAAAAUAAAAAUUUCACUUGAGACUUUUUUCACCACUGACCCCUAGCCCCCCGUCCAAGACUUUUAUUUUGAAAUUAGAGAUCAAAAAUUUAUUAUUGAUUAAAAAAAAUUCAAAAUGAAAGUCUCACCCGAGACUUUUGUUUUGAAAUUAGGCAGCUCAAUAUGCACAUUUUUAAAAAAUUUAUUUCUUCGCUCGAAUUAUUUAAAAAAGAAACCUAAGAAAAAAGUAAAACAAUUCCCUGACUUCCAGCUGUGAAAGUUUUUGGUCUUUUUAUACGGAAUCAGAGCUUUUAUUUUGGUAAAAAUAAAAAAAAUGAAAAAAAAAAUAUCCCAAAAAAGUCUGAGGUGUCACAGCCGGACAGAAAAAUAUUUAGUUUUUGUGUAAAAAAGAAAAAAAAAUAGUAAAAACUCGCAGCUCCUAAGGUAUUUAUUGCAAACUUUUUAUUUUUUUUUAUAUUUUUCGGUUUUGUACGCAAGACUAGAACUGCCAAGAAAAUAAAAAUUAAAUGUAUAAAAACUAAAAUAUUCAGUAUUUCCUGUUUAAUUUCAGAAUUUAAACCAUUUUUCUGCUUGUUUUGAUUUAUUUAUUUGGCAGUAAUUAUUAUUUACUGCGACUGUUUUUUUUACGUGUCAGGAAAUUAAAAUUUAGUUGUUUUUUUUUAUUCUCAGACGCCAUACUUAGUCAUUAAAACCACAUUUUGUGCAGUAAAAAUUUUAUUUAAUUUUUUUCAUCAGUUUUUUGCUCUUCACUGAUUUUUUUUUUCUUUUCUGUCUGUUUCUGACUUUGAGCUUCAUUUUUAUCUAAUAAUUUGACUCUAAAUGAGUCGAACUUGUCGUUGAAGUCGAUAUUUUGGUUUGAAAAGCUGUAAUUUUGACUCACUUUUCCAUAUUUAUCUGAUAAUUUGACUUUAAAUGAGCAAAAGUUGUUGUUGAGUAAUGAUUUUUAUCUCAAACUUACAUGAUAUCGUUAUUGAUUUAUUAAUUCCUAAAUCCUGACGCCUUUUAUCCGAAUAUUUGACUUGAAUUAAUAUGAAAUGUGUUAUUUGUUAUCUUGAUUUAAAAGUACUUACUUUCACUUUGACUACCUAAUAAUAGUUUAGAUUCAAAAAUCACAAUUUUGGCUUCAAAAGUUUCACAGAAUGGAAAAUGUUGAUUUUAUUUUGAAAAUCGCAACUCGUUCAUUCUCACAAAUCAGAUCUAAGAGUAUAAUAAUAACUGAAGCUGAUAAACGUUGAAAGUGUUGAUUUACGGUGAUAAAUCUGCUUCUUCUGGUGAGUUUAACGUUCUGGCGUCACUCUGGAGGUUUUCUGCUGCACUUCCUGUCUCUACUCCUGUCUCUACUUCCUACUUCCUGUCUCUGCUUCCUACUUCCUGUUCUUCUUCUGCUGUGGCGUGCCGGUCAACGGCUCCUCGUCGUUUCUCGUUUUGUACAUAGAGAAGCUGAGUAAAGGAGAGAAUGAAGCGAAGCGACUUUUGCAGCCUGUAAAGAAUGAUUUCUAAUAUUUUUUAAAGCAGAUGUUUGUACCGUUGGAUUAUUACGACUCCUCCGUUGGUUUUUUUUCUAUGUGGUGUUUUGGCGGCGACGGUUGUAAAUAAGAAACUUCCUCUGAGAACAGAACGCUGCUGGACUGCACAACGAGCAGCUCUGUUUCUAAUAAAGUUUUUAAAUACGA
Acanthochromis polyacanthus (spiny chromis) is the source of this 6828-nucleotide messenger RNA. RefSeq names its product AT rich interactive domain 4A (RBP1-like) (gene arid4a). Gene Ontology annotation, cellular component: nucleus. The transcript has 25 exons. Gene Ontology annotation, molecular function: transcription cis-regulatory region binding. Gene Ontology annotation, biological process: regulation of transcription by RNA polymerase II. NCBI's taxonomy places the organism in Eukaryota, Metazoa, Chordata, Actinopteri, Pomacentridae. The record is from RefSeq and is a predicted model, not a curated record. The coding region runs from base 288 to 4472 and encodes 1394 amino acids.